Molecule: messenger RNA, 1161 nt
Organism: Cetraspora pellucida
Lineage: Eukaryota; Fungi; Glomeromycota; Glomeromycetes; Diversisporales; Gigasporaceae
Source: the annotation of a GenBank genome assembly
GAAGGUGUUGAUUUAUCUAGUGAUAGGAUGGCAAUUCAACGUAUUCGUGAAGCUGCAGAAAAAGCCAAAAUUGAAUUAUCAUCAACACUUCAAACAGAUAUAAAUCUUCCAUUUAUUACUGCUACUAAUACGGGUCCCAAACACAUCAGUAUGAAAUUAACUCGGUCGACUUUCGAAUCUUUGACAAAGGAUCUCAUUGAGAUGACUAUCCCACCUUGUAAACAGGCUCUCAAAGAUGCUGGCGUAGAAACAAAGGAUAUCAAUGAAGUAAUAUUAGUUGGCGGUAUGACGCGUGCGCCUAGAGUUAUGGAAAUAGUGAAAUCAACGUUUAACCGCGAACCAACAAAGAGUGUAAAUCCUGACGAAGCUGUAGCAAUCGGUGCUUCAAUUCAAGGUGGCGUACUUGCUGGUGAAGUUACUGAUAUAUUGUUAUUAGACGUUACUCCAUUAUCUCUUGGAAUUGAGACUCUUGGAGGAGUGUUUUCACGAUUAAUCAACCGAAAUACUACGAUUCCAACAAAGAAAUCACAAGUGUUCUCAACGGCUGCGGAUGGUCAAACAAAGGUCGAGAUUAAGGUAUACCAAGGUGAAAGAGAAUUGGUUACUGGUAACAAGUUACUUGGAAACUUCCAGUUGGAUGGAAUUCCACCUUUACCUAAAGGUGUUCCUCAAAUUGAAGUUACAUUUGAUAUCGAUGCCGAUGGUAUUGUAAAUGUUAGUGCGCAAGACAAGGCAACCGGAAAGGAUCAAUCCAUUACUAUUACCGCACAAUCUGGUUUGAACAAGGAUGAGAUUGAAAAUAUGAUUCAUGAAGCUGAACGCCAUGCCGAGGCAGAUCGUGAGAAGAAAGAAUCUAUUGAAUCACUUAACCGUGCUGACUCUGUGAUUAGUGAUAUAGAGAAGAGUAUGGCUGAAUUUAAAGAUCAAUUAGAUGCAGCUGAAGCAGAAAAUAUCAAAUCACAGAUCCAAUCAUUGCGUGAUUUGACAGCUAAAGCGCAAAGUGAAGAUGUUAAAGCAGCUGACAUUAAUGCUAAGAUUUCGGAGGUGCAAAGUAGUAGUCUGAAAUUGUUUGAAAUGGCUUAUAAAAAGGCAAGACGAGGUGCAGAAAAUCCACCAUCAGACUCUAACCAAGAUGAUAAAGACAAAGGAAACAAAGAGUAG